This is a messenger RNA of Lacerta agilis (Sand lizard), 1619 nucleotides long. RefSeq names its product mitotic spindle organizing protein 1 (gene MZT1). Gene Ontology annotation, cellular component: interphase microtubule organizing center; gamma-tubulin ring complex; spindle. NCBI's taxonomy places the organism in Eukaryota, Metazoa, Chordata, Lepidosauria, Squamata, Lacertidae. The record is from RefSeq and is a predicted model, not a curated record. The coding region runs from base 82 to 300 and encodes 72 amino acids. Gene Ontology annotation, biological process: gamma-tubulin complex localization; mitotic spindle assembly; microtubule nucleation by interphase microtubule organizing center. The transcript is spliced from 3 exons.
GAGGGAGGAGAAGGAAAACCCCGACGCCGAGCGCCGCCAGUAGAAGCGGGCGCUUUUGUUUGGCUUUUGCCCUUCUCCGUCAUGGCGAAUCCCGCCGCGAACUUGAACGCCGUGAGGGAGACCAUGGAAGUCCUGCUGGAGAUAUCAAGAAUUCUAAACACUGGUUUAGAUAUGGAAACCCUCUCUAUUUGUGUGCGACUUUGUGAACAAGGGAUAAAUCCAGAGGCACUGUCUGCUGUCAUCAAGGAGCUGCGCAAAGCCACGGAAGCCCUAAAGGCAGCUGAAAACAUGCCAAGCUGAAUCUGUGGGACAGCAUCUUUGGAUUGAAGUAAAGCUUGAUGUGGGAGGCUAACAGAUGAUUUCAAGAUCGUGUGCUGUUUGGGACUCCAGACAUUAUUGGUUGUGUUGGUUUCUGAAGUCUUCACUGAGGAAGAAAUAUAAUGUAAAGGUGUAUAAAAAAUUUAAAUAUGCUUAUUAACCAAUGAUGUUUCUUUAUUGCACAUGAUGUUUUGAAAAUAUGUAUGCCACAAAUCUGAGAUGUAAUUUUAUUGGCAGUCUUUCAAAUAUUUCUUAUCUCUGAAAUAGUGAAACUAUACUAAAAAUAACCAUAUGAUAUACUAUCUUCAUGUUGCAAAACACUAUUGGAUGUGGGGUAUGAUUGACUUUCUUUUUUUAAAGGUACACAAAACUUUGCAUAAGGUUUAAAUAAUAUUUUCCAUUCAGAUUAUUUCACUAAAUUAAAAGGCACUUGCCAACCUGUGAAGAAAGUUGCCAUUAGGCACCUUUGCUUUGUUUAAAUAUAUCCAUAUUUAAACAAUAUAUUUCAUGUAUAUAAUGGAGCUUUUUACUGGGGCAGUGUGGUGCAAUAUGGUUAAAAUUAAACACUGCUUGAUUUCAGUGGAAGAGGUAUGCACAUGCUUAACCAUCAUCCAUUGAAAUUAAUAGUGACUAAAAGUGCUUAAUGUUGACUGACUGGAUUAUGCAUUACUGUUAUGUCACCUUUCUUAUUUGUUAUUACAUACUAUACAAACAAUAAUAGAAUAUUAUUAUAUAAAGUCCCUUGGAAAGGUUAUCAAACUUAGUUGGGGAAUAUCAAAUUACAUUUUUAUUUAUGGGGACAGGUUGAUCCUUCAGUUUCACAGUGGAAUGUUCAUUUAAUGACCAUGGGAAGAUUGAACAUAAAUCAGGGGUGGAAAAUGUGUGAACUCUAGCCGUCUUGGUCAUCACAAGAACAGUUUUAUGUGUUUAGUGAUAAAAGAUGUUUGCCUUAAGGAUUACCUACACAUUGUUUUUCUCUGUUCAUUUUUAAAAUUCUGUUUUCUAAGUAUUCUGCUUGUAUUCUGGAUAUUUAAAGGACUAUCAAGGAAAUAGUCAAUGCUGAUGUCUAAAAUAGAGUAAUUGGGUUUUAUACUAUUAUGAAGGAGGAAGACACUUAUACUCCAAGAUUAUAUUUUAAGUUGUGAAAUGGCUGUAGGAAACUUUGUUUUAUUUAGCGAGAAGAGAUGUUUCACAGCCCAGUUCUUUGAAUUUGUAUUAGUAACAUGACUUCCUUUAUUGUUGAAGCUUCAUGAACUUUCUGUUGCUUUAUAAGAAAUAAAACCAUUCAUUGCCAACCGUGA